AUGACUGCUAGUGAUUAUAUUCAAACUGAUGAUAAUAUUGAAAUAAAAGAGGUUGUCUUGAAUGAAGUUGCUAUUCUUGAAGAAAUUCUUUCUCAAUUUGAUUCUAAUAGUAGUAGUGAUGAAAGUGAUAUUGAAAUUGAAAAAUUUUCCUAUUCUGUCAUCUUGAAGCAAUACUUACCUCAACUGUUAAGUUUGUUGAAACAAAUUUGA
Molecule: messenger RNA, 210 nt
Organism: Cetraspora pellucida
Lineage: Eukaryota; Fungi; Glomeromycota; Glomeromycetes; Diversisporales; Gigasporaceae
Source: the annotation of a GenBank genome assembly